Molecule: messenger RNA, 549 nt
Organism: Microthlaspi erraticum
Lineage: Eukaryota; Viridiplantae; Streptophyta; Magnoliopsida; Brassicales; Brassicaceae
Source: the annotation of a GenBank genome assembly
AUGUUUGAAAGAUUGGCAAACCAUCCCUUCUAUUGUUUUCUUGAUGGUUAUAGUGGUUUCUUCCAAAUCCCGAUCCAUCCCAACGAUCAUGAGAAGACCACUUUCACAUGCCCUUAUGAUCUGAUAGAGGAGAUGGUAGAAGUCUUCAUGGACGAUUUCUCAGUCUAUGGAGCAUCCUUCUCCUCAUGUUUGUCAAACUUGUGCAGGGUCUUGCAGAGGUGUGAGGAGACAAAUCUGGUGGACGUGAUGUUGCAGCUUCCUGUGCCUAAGACUGUGAAGGACAUCAUGAGCUUUCUGGGUCAUGCAAGGACCUUGCUGAAGGAUGCUCUGGUUUCAGCCCCCAUUGUUCAAGUUCCAAACUGGGAUCACCAAUUCGAGAUUAUGUGUGAUGCGUCUGACUAUGCAGUAGGAGCUGUGCUUGGCCAAAAGAUAGACAAGAAGCUCAAUGUCAUCUAUUAUGCAAGCAGAACCAUGGAUGAUGCUCAAUGCAAGUAUGCAACCACAGAGAAGGAGCUCCUUGCUGUAGUCUUUUCCUUUGAGAAAUUUUGA